Hyaloscypha bicolor E is the source of this 453-nucleotide messenger RNA. RefSeq lists its product as uncharacterized. The transcript has a single exon. Lineage: Eukaryota; Fungi; Ascomycota; Leotiomycetes; Helotiales; Hyaloscyphaceae. The record is from RefSeq and is a predicted model, not a curated record. The coding region runs from base 1 to 453 and encodes 150 amino acids.
AUGCCUACACUGACCUCAAUUGAUAUUAUCGCAGCUUCCCCAUCAACUCCUUCGGACAUCAGCUAUGACACAAUUCAAGAUAUUCGUUCUCCCUCAUCGUAUCAAUGGAAAACCACCUGCCUUGGUGGUGCAAAUGCUGCAAUCGAAGGAAAUACCCUUCCGUCAUACAUUUCUCUGCCACCAAUCUUUGGCCACAGUCGUGCCUCGAAUGCUUUCAAUACAGAUGCUCUCAGUGAAAAUCUGCAAGAGGAGGUUUUCAAAUGGCAAAGCCCGACCCCAAACUACGCUCUUGCAGCCUCUCACGAGUUUCAAAUAGUCUCCCAACUCGGAGUGCUGGGCGAAAACCAUAGCCAGGCAAAAUGCUGCUUCGGCAGUGUCCCAUCCAAUACAGAACAUUCAGAAGAAACGAUACAAACAAACGGAAGAGCUGAAGCUUACCCAACGUUUGAAUGA